CAAGUAUUCCCAAGGUUUGUCAAACUUCUAGAACGAGAACAGUCUUUUUCCCGCGAGUAAAUACCUGUUUCCUCGGAGGGUUUCUCUCUAAAACACCUCGAAGACAACAUCGAAGAUUGUACAAGCGUUUUGAAUCAGGUCACUGCCAAGUGCAAGAAAGAAAGAUUGCCAUGAAUCCCCAGAUUGUUCUACUGCUCAUUCUGGUAGCCGUCCCCUGCUCAUCUGCUAUAACUUGUCGAAGCGAUCAGUUUGCUUGUGCAAAUCAACAAAAUUGUAUCUACGCGUCUGGACGCUGCGAUGGGUACACUGACUGUAGAGAUGCAUCAGACGAACAAUGCAGAAAGUGUGCAAACUACGAGUUCACUUGUGCUAAUGGAAAGUGUCUUAGUAAAUGGAGACGUUGCCAUCACGGAGAUGACUGUGGUGAUGGUUCAGAUGAACAGCAGUGUAGUAAGUUUGUUAUCAAAUAGUGCAGUCGCCUUUCCUAUGAGCUGAUGGCUAACUAUUCGAGUUGUGUUGUAGUAAUCAGGUCGAGAUGCAAACAAAUAUUGGGAGCUGUCUCUCCGCCUUCUCUCUUUUUUAAUGAAUCGAA
Molecule: messenger RNA, 592 nt
Organism: Pocillopora verrucosa
Lineage: Eukaryota; Metazoa; Cnidaria; Anthozoa; Scleractinia; Pocilloporidae
Source: RefSeq, a predicted model, not a curated record